This is a messenger RNA of Eucalyptus grandis, 957 nucleotides long. RefSeq names its product glutamine synthetase leaf isozyme, chloroplastic-like. Lineage: Eukaryota; Viridiplantae; Streptophyta; Magnoliopsida; Myrtales; Myrtaceae. The transcript has 3 exons. Gene Ontology annotation, cellular component: cytoplasm. The coding region runs from base 201 to 554 and encodes 117 amino acids. The record is from RefSeq and is a predicted model, not a curated record. Gene Ontology annotation, molecular function: glutamine synthetase activity.
ACUAUCACCAUUUACGCAACAUAUUAUCCCAAAGUUGAUAAGUAUAUUAUUAUCUUCCUUCUGAGGGUGACUAGAAUGGUGUGAGAUGCCCCACUAAUUGCAGGUUCACACCAUAGAAAUAAUAGGGACUUGAUUAAGUAUUUUUGUUCAUUGAAGGACUCUCAGAGUGUGUUCCUCGUCUAUUCUGCAAUACAAAAAGCAUGGGAGAAGAGGGAGGCUUUGAAGUGAUAAAGAAGGCAAUUUUGAAUCUCUCACUUCGCCACGAAGAGCACAUUGGCACCUCUUAUGGAGAAGGAAAUGGGAGAAGGUUGACGGGCCAGCAUGAAACAGCCAAUAUUGACACAUUUUCUUGGGUAGUUGCCAAUCGUGGUUGCUCAUUCCGUGUGGGCCAUAACACUAAGAGGCAAGGAAAAGGUUACUUGGAAGAUGGGCAUCCUGUCUCAAACAUGAAACCAUAUGUUGUGACCUCGUUACAUGCAGAAACUACAAUUAUACGAGAGCCCACCCUUGAGGCUAAAGCUCUUGCUGCUCAUAAGCUUGCAUUGAAGGUCUAAAAUUCAAGUCGCUUGUUAAGAAAGGCCAAAUGCAUCAAUCAAAUCAGGGAGGGGACCCACAAGCUGAGAGACUGUGAACCUCUUUUUCUCCACAUUGAGGUCAUUGAGAGAAGAUCCUCAUGUAAGGGAAGCUUCCCAAAGGGAGAGAAAAUUAGGUGUCCAAGCUCAGACCUGGUCUUCCUCACAUUGGUUUCAUCCUACAUUCGCAAGUCGUCUCAAUGGUUUGGCAUUUGAGUUCAACAUUACCCUUUAGCAUCAUGGACAUCUUCCUAUGUUUGAGUUGUCAGUUUGGAAUGGUAUUUUUGCUUAUCUUUGUAUCUUGAAACUUAAGGAAGUUUUUUAUAAACGUAUAUAUAAAAUGAAGACAUUUCAAUGCAAUUCGUCCAAAUUUUCAGUGUCGUCA